AUGGAAAAUCCAAGUAUUGCUUUAGUGAUGAGUUCUGAAACUAGGAUGAAGGAAAUUUGUAAGUUGAGGAAUUUGAUUCUUUAGAAAAGAUAUCUCAAAAAUGGUUUGAUGCUGUUUUAUCAGCAAUUUGGGCAGGAAAUUUCAAAGCAGAUGAGAAUUUGUAACAUCUUGUAAUAGAGACAAAUGAUAUAUCAACAUAUAAUUUGAGUAAAAAUUUUGAGAAAGCUUUGAAAUUUAUCAACUAAUGUAUUAGUUCAUUGCGCUGCUGGAAUUUCUAGAUCAUUUGAUAUAGUAAGAACUUUAUUUGAUUUUUCUAAUAUAUAUAUAAAUCAAUAUAGGGAAAUACAAUCAAUCUAAAUAUUCAUCGAUAAUAGCCUUCAGGAUAAAAUGCAUAAAAUAAAACCACAAAAAGUUUUAAGAAGAAUCAAACAAACAAGACCUUAUGAAAAUCCAAAUAAAGGAUUUACAAAAUAAUUAGAAAAGUCUAAUUAAGAAGUAAUGGAACAAAAAUAAUGA
This is a messenger RNA of Paramecium pentaurelia, 516 nucleotides long. The record is from the annotation of a GenBank genome assembly. NCBI's taxonomy places the organism in Eukaryota, Ciliophora, Oligohymenophorea, Peniculida, Parameciidae.